CAUCCUUGAAGUAGCACGCACGCAGCUCGGCAUAUUCCCCUGUUCUCCAUCCAGCUCCCUUUCCCUCCCGAGCCCUUAUUAAAACCUUUAACCUUCCGAUCCUUCUUGUCUACGGUUCGUUUCUCUCGUCUGUGAAACUAUAUGGCCCCUGAGCUCGUCCCCACCGUAGUCAAAUCCGGUGGCUUCACCCCCCCGGCCACCCUGCGCAGUCGAGCUUAUGUCACAUUUCUUGCCGGAAAUGGAGACUACGUCAAAGGCGUUGUCGGUCUGGCGAAGGGUUUGAGGAAGGUGAGGUCGGCGUAUCCCUUGGUGGUGGCCGUCCUCCCGGACGUACCGGAGGAGCACCGUCGGAUCCUAGAGUCUCAGGGCUGCGUCGUCCGCGAGAUUGAACCCGUUUACCCUCCGGAGAACCAGACUCAAUUUGCCAUGGCCUAUUACGUCAUCAACUACUCUAAGCUCCGUAUUUGGGAGUUCGUGGAAUAUAGCAAGAUGAUAUAUUUGGACGGAGACAUUCAAGUGUACGACAACAUUGAUCACUUAUUUGAUCUGCCGGACGGACACUUGUACGCUGUCAUGGACUGCUUCUGCGAGAAGACAUGGAGUCACACCCCGCAGUACAGGAUCCGAUACUGCCAGCAAUGUCCGGGCAAGGUGCAGUGGCCGGCGGAGAUGGGUGAACCCCCUGCUCUGUACUUCAACGCUGGAAUGUUCGUGUUCGAGCCCGGCAUGGAGACAUACCACGAUCUCUUGAAAACACUCCAAAUUACUCCUCCCACGCCUUUUGCAGAGCAGGAUUUCUUGAACAUGUACUUCAAGCCCAUUUACAAGCCAAUUCCCUUGGUCUACAACCUUGUCCUGGCUAUGUUGUGGCGCCAUCCCGAGAACGUGGAACUUGACAAAGUCAAAGUUGUCCACUACUGCGCUGCGGGAUCGAAGCCGUGGAGAUAUACGGGGAAGGAAGAGAACAUGAAUAGAGAGGACAUAAAGAUGCUGGUCAAGAAAUGGUGGGACAUAUACAACGAUGAAACCUUGGAUUACGACAAGGGCAGGAGUGGAGUGGAAGGCGAUGCUGGAUCAAUGAAGAGGGGAUCGUUGAUAGCAGCGAUGUCGGAGGCUGGUCAACUUCCGUAUAUAACAGCCCCUUCUGCCGCCUGAUAUAUACUCCGGCUGCCGUGGGAGGAUUCUAAUUUGGACAUAAUUGGUCCCUUGGAUUUUCCGUAAGGAUGGGGGGUUGGGUGGCCUUUUGAUUUUCCACACUUUUUCUUUUUUGUUUUUUGUUUUGGUUUUUUUGGUUUUUGGCCUAGGUUCAGGUUGUGUGUCUGCGAAUGUUCGGGCUUCGUUGCUUCUCUGCAUAUAUAUUUACGCGCGCACCCUCUAGGUUGUGUCAACGCUGGUCUUUGUAAAAUUUGCCACGUAAGUAAUGUUAUUAUAGUUCUGAAGAUGGAGUAAAAUGUCUUUUGCUAUGUGACUGGUCUUUGUAAUUUGCCACGUAAGUAAUGUUAUUAUAAAUCUGAAGAUGGAGUGAAAUGCAUUGCUAUGUGAACAAAGUGCUUCUUUAA
Messenger RNA from Prosopis cineraria, 1559 nucleotides. RefSeq names its product galactinol synthase 1-like. The transcript has 3 exons. Bases 142 to 1155 code for a protein of 337 amino acids. Gene Ontology annotation, molecular function: glycosyltransferase activity. The record is from RefSeq and is a predicted model, not a curated record. NCBI's taxonomy places the organism in Eukaryota, Viridiplantae, Streptophyta, Magnoliopsida, Fabales, Fabaceae.